UUCACUACUAGCCAUGGCUUCAAAUAUUAACCAUCAAGUAGCUACCUAUUACCGUUACAAUUACAUUCACUCUGCGCUCCAAGAUCGUCCUAAAUUAUCGCUAGAUGAACCUGCUGCAAUGGUUCUGGAUGGAUACGACAAUUACCACGUGUGGCGCCGAACAAUGAACUGGAGGUUGGAAAAGACAAAGACGCUGUGGUUUGCGCAUGGCACCGAUAAAGAGGUGAUGAACGAACCAAUCUAUGGAGAAUGGAAGACUCACAAAGAGCUUGUUCUGUCAUGGAUCCGCGGUUUCAUCUCGGAGGACAUAAAACCGAUUAUUAAUAAGGAAGCUUUGUCCAAUGAAGUUAGCGUGUGGAGAGUUUUGAUGCAACUUUACUGCCCCCCUAAGGAUCAGUCCAUAAUCUCAGAAAUUACGAAAGAAAUCAAUUCCCUCAAACAAUUAGAAAGACAAACUCUGAUGGAAUAUAAGAUCAAGUUCGAUGCGCUUUGGAUGGAAUAUGACAUGAUGCUCGAUGAGAACAAUGACAAGAGCAAGAGGGAGCAAGAAAGAGCCAAGAGGUUCCUUGACGGUUUGAAUGACACCUUCAAGGCAACAAGAUCAUCGAUAAUGCAAGAGAAACCUUUUCCAUCCCUUGAGAGAGUUUUUUAUUUGGCAGCUCAAGAAGAUAAUGAAGCAAAGAUAUUGGUCAUGCAGAUCCAACCUCAACCCGACAAAGUGCACACCGGAAUUGAGAAGAAGGCGAUUCUUCUUCCCGACAUCCAUGAACACGAGUUAAAGGAAACGCAAGCUGGAGACCCAUUUAGCUGCCAUGGAUGUAAAGAAAAAGGGUGUGGACCCAGUUACCGUUGUAAAGAAGAGAAUUGCAGUGGUUAUGUCCUCCAUGAAGAAUGUGCAAACGCUGUCCUUCAGCGUCAAGACAAGGUAAGUCAUCCAUUUUUCAAAGGAGAAGUAUUCGCGUUCCUAGAGAAACCCAUUGGGCAUCCUAGGGUUUGUGAUGCAUGUAGAAUGGAAGUGCAAGGGUUUGUGUAUUAUCGCAAAGAAACAAAAAAGGACACAGGCUUGGAUUUGCAUCCAUGUUGUUUGAAGCUAAGACACAACAUUCCUUAUGAAGAUUCAGGUGCAACAAAGACACUCACAUUGCAACGAGAUGUUCCGAAAAAGUGUGUUCAAUGUAAGCGUCAAAAAGUUGGGGAUGAUAUCAAAGUUAAAGGGUGGUCAUAUUUAACUUCCGAUGGAGAUUGCUUUCAUGUUUCUUGUUUUAAGGAACUGUUUCUUGAGAAAUUGAGUGAUUAUUUCUCGGAAAAGAAGGUUGUAGUGUCAAAAAUGCAGACCAAUAAUACUGUUGAGAAUAAUACGAAAGUUGGGAAAGUUAAAGGACGAUCAAAUUCCAAAGUAUCAUCAUCAGUGGUAAAGAAGAUGGCGGUAAAGAUAGCACCAGUGAUACUCAAGGCAUUGUUUGCAGCUAUUUUUGGAGAUCCUGUUUCUCUUGCUGUUGCUGCAUGGGAAGCCAUAGUUACCCUUUUUAAUAAUUAAGUAGUUUCAUUAUUGUUUGUCUUCUUUUUCAUGGCCUACUUUUCUUUUUCUACCGGGGAUUUCACUUUU
Messenger RNA from Arachis stenosperma, 1606 nucleotides. RefSeq lists its product as uncharacterized. NCBI's taxonomy places the organism in Eukaryota, Viridiplantae, Streptophyta, Magnoliopsida, Fabales, Fabaceae. The transcript is spliced from 2 exons. The record is from RefSeq and is a predicted model, not a curated record. The coding region runs from base 14 to 1537 and encodes 507 amino acids.